UUAUAAAAGGCCUUCCAGGGUAGAUUGGGCUCCCCACAGAAGCCACUCUCCUCCUCUGGAGCAUCUGUGCUAGCUAAAUUUCAGAUCUCCUCAAGGGGCAGGAUGCUGGCCAGAGGGGCCAUACGGAGGCUGUUGCUCAUCUGGGUAGGUCUGUGUGGCUAUUGCUUUCUAAGGGCCUCGGCAGGUUUCCCCAGGAGCUCUUCCCGAUGCACAUACAUCCCAAGAAGCAUGGCCCUCUGCUAUGACAUUGGCUAUUCUGAAAUGCGAAUCCCCAACCUGCUGGAACAUGAAACCAUGGCUGAAGUGAUCCAGCAGUCCUCCAGCUGGCUGCCACUGCUAGCCAGGGAAUGCCAUCCCGAUGCCCGCAUCUUCCUCUGCUCCCUCUUUGCACCAAUAUGCCUGGACAGGAUUAUCUACCCCUGCCGAAGUCUCUGUGAAAGCGUCCGGGACAGCUGCGCCCCCAUCAUGGCUUGCUAUGGAUACCCUUGGCCAGAGAUCCUCCAGUGUGAUAACUUUCCUAUAGAUCACAGUUUGUGUAUCUCUGCAAUCAGUGAUGAGACAACUGAGAGCAGAAGAAUUCCUCGAGCCAGCUGCCAGGACUGUGAGUUGGAAGAGGCAAGGUCUCCUAAGGAGGUUCUGGAUACCUUCUGUACCAGUGAUUUUGCUGUGAAGGUCCAGAUCUCCCGAAGGAAUCAGACCUCAUCCAGCAUCUUUGACUGUGAUAUGGACUCCCGGCUGGAGGUGCUAAAGCGUGGGCCCCUGCUGCCAACAGAGGUCCAGCCCAGACUGAAGCAGUGGCUGGAGUGGGACGCUACCUGUGUGCACAAUCUCAUGCGGGGCACUCACACAGGGGCCUACAUAAUCAGUGGAGAGGUCCAGGGCAACCGACUGGUGGUUAACAAGGCAUAUGCCUGGAACAAGAGGAACAGGAACCUGCAUCUUGCAGUCAGAAAGUGGAAGCACCACCGGUGCAGACAGUAGGGAGGCUUCACUCUCAGGAGAAAGAAGUGAAGUCAGAUGCUUCCUUUAUCCUGACAUAAUAUCAUACCUUUAUGGCCUAAGGACCCUGAUUGGAAAGCUAAACUUCUGGCAGGGAAGAUAUCUUACUUAGAUCUCUAGCAACCAAUUAUUCCAGGAAAAAAAAUGACUUGUUGAUUCAGUUCUUGUCUAUGUGGUACUCUGGGAGAUGCGAUGCAAUCUUCCCUUUGUCAUUCUUUGAGAAGACCCUGCAUUUUCAAUUCAUGCAGGUAGGAUGGAAGAUACUCUUCCCAGACAGAAGCAUAGAGUUAAGUGAUUAUAGUUAUCAAGACUCAGCUGGUUGGUCCUACCACUGACACAAAAUGGACAUUUCAGAUGAAGUAGAAGGAAACACAGUAAAAGGUUGAUGGGUAUGACCCUUGGCAAAAGGUGGCCAGCUCCCUAACAAUGAAAAAGUUACCUCCCCUGCUCUAUUUCUCCUGUGCUGCUGCAGCCUCCCUAGAGCCUUUGUAGUUCCUUACCUUCAAGAUCCCAUCCUUACCACAUUUCUUCACUGGCAGGGCAAUACAGCUCUGAAAGUAGGGAGAACAGAAAUGGUAACUCUGGCCCUACUGCACUCUGACCCUGAUAACCUGCUGUCUGCUGGGUGAGCAUUUUCUUGAAAUCUGAGAGCAUUAUGAAGAUAGCUCCAUGCUUAGCCUACUUAGUGCUCUGCAAUCUGCACAUAUUAUGACUACCUCAAAGAGCCCCAGAGGUUUACUUGGUAGACUUUCUGAACCUAGAAUCAAUAUGCCAGGUUCACCAAAUCAGAAGCUUCGAUAUCUUUUUCUUGAACUUUGCUGAGUACUAAGACCCUUACUGGAAACACUUUAAAAAAGACCUCUGGGAUAGUCGAUGAGACUUUCAUGUACACAGCCAGGGUAAGCUGCUUAAAACCUAAACUAAUAUUUAUACUCAAAAUCUACAUCUGUUACUGUUAGCUCUCUAGGAUUUAUUAUGAGCACAAACUUCUCAGGAUAUCUGUCGAACUAUAUUUGCUUAAACUGCAAAAUGGGGAGGGGAGUGGAGGAGAAAGAGAGAGAGAGAGAGUUUAUUUCUCAUAAACUAAUGAUAAUGAUCUACAGUAUUUAGGAAAAUAAAUAAAAACAUGACCCAGUGAGAAAAGCAUUCAACAUGCCCUAGUUAAGGGUCCUUGGAAUUCAAAGGACAAUGGAAUGAGAAGGGCAUGUAAAGAAGUGCAACAAACUCCUCAUAAGAAACACAGCCAGAGUAUAUGGGAUGGCAUAUGGGUAUCAGAUCAAUAAAUACUAGAAGAUGCCUACAACUUCUAAACAGAAUUCUAGAAGACCAAACAGGAUUAAUUUUAUAUUUAUUUUUGAAAUACCUAAAGUGGAAAAAAAGCAACUCCUUUGCACCAGGAAAGUGUAAACAUUAACCUAUUAGGUAUUUAUUGGUGCCUAUCAAUGUGUCAGGGAAUAUAAAUCAUAAAAUAUAAUCCUUGCUCAUAAGGAAAUGAUCAGCUCAAUCAGAAAUAGGGAAGAUUUCACCAGGCACACUGGGCUGCUGGCCUUGAUAAUAGUGGGAAAUGGAAAAGGAAGAUAUAAAGGCUAAAACUGAAUAUAUUCCUAUGAUGGUAAGAGUUUUUAGAUUAUAUAAGUAUUUCCCAAGGAAGUGGUGGCAAAAGUAGGAUGAAAUGGAAAGGGUUACACUUGGAGUCAUAUGUCCUGGGUUUUGGUCACAGCCCGAGCCAUUUAGUUGAUGUAGGACCUGUUCUGAUUCAAUUUCCUUAUCUGUAAAAUAAAGAUAAUAUUAUUCCCACUACUGAUCUCCCAAGGUCACUGUGGAGGUCAAAUGAGACGAUUACACAAAGCACAUAAGAAUCUUGAA
Monodelphis domestica (gray short-tailed opossum) is the source of this 2865-nucleotide messenger RNA. RefSeq names its product secreted frizzled-related protein 5-like. Lineage: Eukaryota; Metazoa; Chordata; Mammalia; Didelphimorphia; Didelphidae. Gene Ontology annotation, molecular function: Wnt-protein binding. Gene Ontology annotation, biological process: non-canonical Wnt signaling pathway; canonical Wnt signaling pathway. The record is from RefSeq and is a predicted model, not a curated record.